AUGAGGAUCCACACCGGAGAAAAACCAUACACAUGUGAUGAAUGUGGGAACAGCUUCAGACUAAAAGAAACGCUUUAUCGACACAAGACUAUCCACACUGGAGAGAAGGCCAGUUCACACACAUGUGAUCAGUGCGGGAAGAAUUUUAGCCAAAAAAGAUACCUUCUUAAACACAUUAAAAUCCACACCGGAGAAAAACCACACUCAUGUGAUCAGUGCGGGAAAAGCUUCAAAGACAAGGGAACCCUUAAUGAUCACAAGAGGAUCCACACCGGAGAGAAACCGUUCACAUGUGUUCAGUGUGGGAAGUGUUUCAGACUCCAACAAUCUCUUAAAGAACACAUGAGGAUCCACACCGGAGAGAAACCCUACACGUGUGAUCAAU
Puntigrus tetrazona (Sumatra barb) is the source of this 385-nucleotide messenger RNA. Its product is annotated as putative zinc finger protein 876. Gene Ontology annotation, biological process: regulation of transcription by RNA polymerase II. The transcript has a single exon. The annotation marks the transcript as partial. NCBI's taxonomy places the organism in Eukaryota, Metazoa, Chordata, Actinopteri, Cypriniformes, Cyprinidae. The record is from RefSeq and is a predicted model, not a curated record. Gene Ontology annotation, molecular function: RNA polymerase II cis-regulatory region sequence-specific DNA binding; DNA-binding transcription factor activity.